Pseudoliparis swirei is the source of this 2717-nucleotide messenger RNA. RefSeq names its product syntabulin (syntaxin-interacting) (gene sybu). NCBI's taxonomy places the organism in Eukaryota, Metazoa, Chordata, Actinopteri, Perciformes, Liparidae. Gene Ontology annotation, cellular component: vesicle; cytoplasmic microtubule. The record is from RefSeq and is a predicted model, not a curated record. Gene Ontology annotation, biological process: synapse maturation; axonal transport of mitochondrion. The transcript has 8 exons.
UCCCGUCCAAUCGUCUGUGCCCUCCUCGCUGUCUGCGCACAGCUCUCUCCUCCAGCCGACAUCUAAGCAGCAGAUCCAAGGCUGACAUCGCCGGAGCACCAGCACCACCAGCACCAUCAGCAGCACCACCGGCACCGCCAGGACCGGAACGACCGUAUUGUGCCUGCCGCGCAUUCUUCUGCGAGGAAACCACAUCCAGAGGAAAACGCUGAGUGAGGCACAAUGGGACCGUUCCAAGAAUAUGAGGAAAAGAAGUCACCGGAGAAAGGAAGCCCCCGCAGCCGCAUUCCCCGCUUGGUUCUCCAUCCCUUCAGACCAAAAGACAAAGGGUCGCCCGCGUCGGACUCACCGCUGUCGGAGGAGGAGGGGAAGGAGUGUGACGUCAGCUCCGACCACUCCAAGAGGACCAUAAGCACCAACAGCUUCUGCUCUGGCUCAGAGCAGAGUGCCACAGGCUCGCCGACACUCCCGGAGCGCAAGACCAAAGUGAAGAGGGUGAGGCUGAUGGCCGAGCCGCGCAGCAAGAGGGAGCUGAGGUCGGCCAUGAAAGUCAGAGGAAGUGAGGCCGACUUCAGCUCCUCCAGCAGCACGGGCAGCCUGAAGACCAGGGAGGGCCUCGCUGGUGUUUCAACUGGGAAGCGGGCUCCUCCACGCAGUCGCGGCUCCCACGUCAGACAGCUGCCAGUGUUUAAGCCGCCCGGGAGCCCCACAGCCAGCCGCAAUGCGGAGCUCUGCGCCCCCUACAGUUCUCCACCCAGAGCCGCCUCCUCCACCAACAGCAGCAGCUGCCACUCCAGCCCCACCUCCAGAAGGGCAGCCCAGGGCCGCUUCCACUCCUGCGGGGACAACCACGGCAUCAGACCCCCGAACCCCGAGCAGUAUCUCACCCCUCUCCAGCAAAAGGAAGUGGCCAUCAGACACCUGAAGACCAAACUGCUGGAGUCUGAGAACACCGUCCAUGACAGAGAGGUGGAGGCCGAGGAGCUCAAGUCCCAGCUCGGCAGGAUGAGGGAAGACUGGAUCGAAGAGGAGUGCCACCGGGUGGAGGCUCAGCUGGCCCUCAAAGAGGCUCGCAAGGAGAUCAAGCAGCUCCGCCAGGUGGUGGAGACGAUGAAGAGCAGCCUGAUGGAGAAGGACAAGGGAAUCCAUAAGUAUUUCGUCGACAUCAACAUCCAGAACAGGAAGUUGGAGUCCCUGCUUCAGAGCAUGGAGCUGGCCCAGAGCGGCGCCAGCCUCCAGGACGACAACAACGCCCUGGACUUCCUCUGCGACGGCCUGGCGGACUGCGGGAAGAAGAUGGAGGACGAGGGCGAGGGCGGGAUGGAGCUGGGAACGCAGGGGGCGGAGGCGAUGGCCGACAGCGGCCUGCUGGUGAACGACGAGAUGGCCAACAGGGCGGACAUUUUGGAGCAGGUCUUCAUGUCCACCGCGGUGGACUUCAGUCACGACUGCAGCGGCAAGUCCGGGCCCGGGGUGUCUGCGGUGCUGUCGUCGUCGUAGGAGGAGGGGCGGCUGAUUGGCGACUCUGCUGCACCCCCGCCGGCUCCACCCAACACCAUGUCCGCCACCAUCAUCCUCUCCAGCGCUGUCCCCACGGAGGACAAAGGGAUGCAGACGGAGACCGUGUCCGUGUCUCCGGACCUGCAGACGGUGCUCCUCCAGCUGCUCAAGUUCCACGAGGCGGCGGCGGCUCCGUCGGCCUCCGCCGGCCUCCCGAGCGUCCCCAACCUGCCCGGCUCCACCGCUGCCGGUCUCCCCGACUCGACGGGCGGCGUGCCCGCCGGUCCCGCUUCCCCGCGGAGCCCCGACGACUCCGGCCUGUGCUGCUCGGAGCCCGCCGCGGAGAGCCGGCGGUCCAUGGAGGAGCUGGACUUCAGCGUCGGCGAGGAGGAGGGAGCUCCUCCUCCUCUUCUUCGUGCGGGACCGGGCGCGGUCGGCAAGCGCUACUGGAGCAGCAGCUUCCUGGUGGACCUGGUGGCGGUGGCGGCGCCCGUGCUGCCCACGGUGGCCUGGCUGUACUCGCGGCACGGCGUGGACGGCAGCGCGCCGGUGUCCAACAUCGCGGCGCUCUUCAGGGGCUGUUGCAUCAUGGGAUUGCACUCUCUGCGUCUCGCGUAAAAAAAGGGCUUCCCGCCCCGCAUGCACACACCGGACGGGUUGAACGAAAAAGCACUUAAGCAUCUUUUCAAGAGUAUCUGUGAGAUUUAUUGCACUCUUAUUAACGUAGUUCUUUUGGUUGCGGCACUUCCUUUGCACUGGAGUCGCUGGGAGCGACAUGAAGGGGGUUAUUUAUGUAGUUUAUUUAUCAUUGAGAUGUCAAAAACUGACCGUCUGGGUAGAUGGUAGUGUUAUCAUUGUCGUGCGGUGUCCCUGUGUUUAAGGAAAAUUAAAUACAAAUUAAGUUAAUAAUGUUUCGGAUGAGAUUCUUAAGGGGGGUGAAAGAUUGACUGUAGUUUCUAUUUGAUGGGUUUGACAACAGUUCUAUGUUCAAAAAGAAACCUUCAGCCAAAGCUUUAAUGUGACUGCACUGCUAUUGUUUUGUGACGGUGUGGUGUGUUUUCCUCCCACAGUAGAGCUUUAUUUGGUACAGUGUGUGUGUUCAUAGAAAACUGCUUCAAAGCAAUCACGACUUAUGUGCCUGAGCUGAUGUGCAAUACUGGUAAUUUACAUGAUGUCCUUGUAUCUUUAUGAAUAAAGCAUGAUAAAUUCUGACCAUG